Molecule: messenger RNA, 699 nt
Organism: Gongylonema pulchrum
Lineage: Eukaryota; Metazoa; Nematoda; Chromadorea; Rhabditida; Gongylonematidae
Source: the annotation of a GenBank genome assembly
AUGGGCAUACGCUGCAGCUCAGCAACGCACUCGGAAUCGUCAUCGUUACGCGUAUUGGAAUCAGCUCGACGUAGUAGCGUCAGCACAACAAUAAGCUUAUCCAGAGCAAGGGACAGACGGCUAGCACUAUUUCAUCAAAAUUGUUACAGGAGUGAUCCAUCACUAACGAAUUCCUCUGAAGUUCUUUCAACUCGCGAUACACGCAGUGGUUCGGUAACCGGACUACCUGGGCAGGCUGUCAGCGAAUUAACGAAACAGUUUUUUCCCGAGGCUCUUGGCAGCACGAAUUUCAUCGAGCGAAACGGUCACAUAAGCUUUAUUGUACUGUUGAAGGCGGUAAAUCUGGUCAUCGAGCGACGUUCUUCCAUUCGUAUCUGUGAAUUGGCACUUAAUGUCUGUGAGAGCCUGCUUGGGAUGCCUGGAACCGAAUCUCAGGCAUUCAUCGACGAUUCCAUUAACAUUGUCCUCAGAAUAUAUCUGUGGUUAGGAUGCCCACAUGGCUGCAACGAUGGCUUACGCACUUCGCAAGGCGACUUCCUAAGAGUAAAAGCUCGGACUAUUUUGGCAAUAAUACACCGCAUCGAUCAGGAUGGCUUUGCUCAGUUGCUAGUUAGCCAUAUCGAAGAAUGUAAUAUCCAAGUGCUAAUCGACACGCUACACUCCGUAACGGGCUUUUGCAGAUCCGAUAUUACAGGUUAG